Molecule: messenger RNA, 4029 nt
Organism: Coturnix japonica (Japanese quail)
Lineage: Eukaryota; Metazoa; Chordata; Aves; Galliformes; Phasianidae
Product: solute carrier family 2, facilitated glucose transporter member 3
Biological process (GO): dehydroascorbic acid transport
Cellular component (GO): plasma membrane
Molecular function (GO): D-glucose transmembrane transporter activity
Source: RefSeq, a predicted model, not a curated record
GGGGCUGGGUUCGCUGUUACGUAGACGGUGUAGCGGUGCGUGUUCGUGGGCGGGGUGCGGGUUGGGCUCUGUUGGCUGCGUGCGGGUGCCGGAGCCGUUCACCGGAGCCGUUGGCAGGAGGCGAUGGCUGACAAGCAACUUACUGCUCCGCUAAUCUAUGCUGUUUCUGUUGCUGCCAUUGGAUCUCUUCAGUUUGGGUACAACACCGGUGUCAUUAAUGCUCCAGAGAAGAUCAUCCGGGGCUUCUACAACAGGACUUUAUCUCAGCGGAGUGGGGAGCCCACCUCCCCAGAGCUUCUUACCUCACUAUGGUCCCUUUCUGUGGCAAUCUUCUCGGUAGGAGGUAUGAUUGGCUCCUUCUCAGUCGGCCUUUUCGUCAAUCGAUUUGGCAGAAGGAACUCCAUGCUGCUGGUGAACGUCUUGGCUUUUAUUGGGGGUGCUCUCAUGGCCUUAUCCAAGUAUUCAAAGUCAGUGGAGAUGCUGAUAAUUGGGCGCUUCGUUAUUGGCCUUUUCUGUGGUCUGUGCACUGGCUUUGUUCCCAUGUACAUCAGUGAAGUCUCACCCACUGGCCUUCGUGGAGCAUUUGGAACACUCAACCAGCUGGGCAUAGUUAUAGGCAUCCUGGUGGCCCAGAUUUUUGGCCUCAAGGAGAUAUUGGGGACUGAAGCACUUUGGCCACUGCUGUUGGGGUUAACAAUUGUCCCAGCAGUUAUGCAGUGUGUGGCUCUUCUUUUCUGCCCUGAGAGCCCCCGUUUCCUGUUGAUCAACAAGAUGGAGGAAGAGAAGGCACAAACAGUUCUCCAGAAGCUCCGUGGUACACAAGACGUAUCUCAAGACAUCUUGGAGAUGAAAGAAGAGAGUGCUAAAAUGUCUCAGGAGAAGAAAGUAACUAUACCAGAGCUCUUCCGCUCCCCAAACUAUCGUCAAGCCAUUAUGAUUUCCAUCACACUACAGCUCUCUCAGCAGCUCUCAGGCAUCAAUGCUGUAUUCUAUUAUUCUACAGGGAUUUUUGAAAGAGCUGGCAUCAAAGAGCCUGUAUAUGCCACCAUUGGAGCUGGUGCGGUAAACACAGUCUUCACUGUUGUGUCACUGUUCCUGGUAGAGCGUGCAGGGCGCAGGACCCUCCACUUAGUUGGUUUGGGUGGCAUGGCUGUGUGUGCUGCUAUUAUGACUGUUGCUUUGGCUCUGAAGGAACAAUGGAUCAGAUACAUCAGCAUUGUUGCCACUUUUGGCUUUGUGGCCCUUUUUGAGAUUGGCCCUGGACCCAUCCCUUGGUUCAUUGUGGCAGAACUUUUCAGUCAAGGUCCUCGGCCUGCAGCCAUGGCGGUGGCUGGUUGUUCUAACUGGACUUCUAAUUUCUUAGUAGGAAUGCUCUUCCCAUAUGCUGAGAAAUUAUGUGGCCCCUAUGUCUUCCUUAUUUUCCUUGCUUUCCUGGUCAUCUUCUUCGUCUUCACAUACUUCAAAGUGCCAGAGACCAAGGGCAGAACAUUUGAAGACAUCUCCAGGGGCUUUGAAGAACAAGUAGAAAGACAAUCUCCACCCUCACCGCCUACAGAGAAUACAGAGAAGAACCCCAUGGUGGAGAUGAACAACAUAGAACCUGAAAAAGAAGCUGCCUAAGACUCACAACACACUCUUUCUUUGACUCUUCUAUAUUCACAGAGUCAUUAAAGGAAUGAGCAAAGAAAUGAUGAGAACUGUAACAAUUUCUUUCUCUAACAGCUGCUAUUUUCUUCUCUGUACCUACAUACUCCCUGUUCCCCCUGUUCUGCCAGGCUUACCAGUGUUAAGCAAAUCUGAUAUGGGUGAUCUCAUUUUCCAAUACUGGAAGGUACUUGGCACUCUAGCAAAAACCUUAUUCUUUGCCAUAAACACCAGGUGAACGCGUCGAUAAUAUUGUUACUUUGCUCACCUGUAGUUGCUAUUUGGAAUUAACAUCCUUAUUUAUGCAGUGACCAUAAUGUAAUUUAAAUUCUAUUUUUGUAGCGAGUUAAAGUUGCCCACCAAAUAAGUCCCCUGCCCUUUGAGUCUAUUCUGUGUGGGUGUGUGCACAUGGAUGUGCGGUGUUACACUGGAAUUUAACAAGCCUACCAAAAAGUCAGCUCCUUUUUUCCUUUCCAGUGUGCACUUUCAGCCUCAGGAAAAGGGGGACCAAGUUGCAUGCUUUUUUUUUUUUUCCUUGCUUUUAUUUUUUUGUAUAGACAAAGGGAACAUACUUUUACUUAAGUUUAUUUAUUUGUAUGUCACUUUGUAAAUAUUUAUUUUUUAACUUGUGUACAAAAAUGUACAGAUAACAAAGUUGAAGAUGUUUGACAAAUAGUUAUUCUAACAGAAGAUGCCGUAGACUUGAGGUGCAAUAAAACUGUAAACUAGAAGAAGGAAUACUGUACCAGACAGGAAGCUGCGUGUUUUGGAUGGUAGGACAGAGCCAAUAGUGCACGUCACCUUUUAAAGUUAAUUCUGCCUUCUGAAUGAAUUAAUGCUGAUGAGAAGCAGUAUAUUUGUCCACGGAAAUUCCUAUGCAAUUUGGAUAUUUUUGGGUGGCAACUUUAAAUAUUGCUCUAAAGUAUUAUUUGGAAAGUGAUAUUGCAGCAAAGGGGUGUUAUUACUUUAUAUUUUCAGCAGCAGUUUAGCAUUGUUCAAGAUGACUGAGAAUAUUGACUGCAAACCAGAAGGUGACUUACUCUUCUUUUUUGCCUUGGCUUUUUGGCCUCUUUGCUGUAUUCUAGUAGGCCAGAAAGUUUGAAGCUUGCAGGUAGUUACUUGAGGUGCAUGGAGCUAAAAGUUAUUUUCCGGAGCUGUUUCACAAUUACUUAUAAAUAUUUGAGGCAAAAUUCCACCAUUUGUGUCUACAAAGGUCUUGCCAUGACACAUGUACGUGCAUAGAGAUACAGAAUUAGAGACCAGAGCUGCUGGAAUACACUAGUUUAGCAGCUUGAAACUCAGUCUGCUAGUUUGGUUGUAGGCCAAAUGCUUUUGUCCCAUGUCCUCCCUGGAAGAGGCAGUGCCUAGCAUUGUUUGUGCAAAUCUGUUGUAUUACCUCUGUUAGACCUAACAUGGCAGACACAGGGAGCAUUAUAUAGUAGGUAAUGCUCUCCCCUCUUUCUCAUUGCUAGAUGUGUAUAUACUCACGGUUAUGGAGCUAAUCAGUUCAGUUUAGGAAGGGGGAAGAAGAAGUAUAUGUGAUAUUUUGGGGACUGUUGCUUCCUGACUGUAGUGGUGAGUUUUGGCUGGUAUAAGCUAGGAAAAUUACUGGAGUGGGAUGGGCAGACUCAUCUUAGGCCUGCAUUUUUUUUCCUUUUUAUCAUAGUCUAACUCAGGUCUACCUGCAGUCUUGCACCAGACAUCUUAUACAAGAAGCAGGUUUGCAGCAGCUUAGAUAGGUAAAUGGAUAAUGCCCCAAAUAGGAGAAAUGACAGCAGAAUUGGAAAUGGAAUGCAUAGCCCAAAUUUUCUUCAACCUGUUAUUUAACUGUUGUCAGGGAAGUCCCUUUAAUUCUAGAGUUGUCUUUAGCGUUUCUUUUAACUAGUGAUUUUUUUUCUUGUUUGUUUGUUUUCCAACCUUCCCUAAUGAGAACGAGUUGGAGAGAUCAGUAAAAUUUGCCUCUGUGAAAUACUUGCUGUGAUGUUGUUUGAAGUACUUCCAUCUUUGCACGAUGUAGUCCGAUUGCAUCCAGAUUUCCCCUGCUUUCCAUCAGGCUUCUGUAACAGAUAUUUAUUCUCAGAGGUAUUGUAGGACUCCUCUCACUCCUGACUUUGAUCUUUCUGCCCAGUUAUACAGUUUGUGCCCUUCCUUUGCAGGGAGAUGUCUUCAGUAUGGACAUCUGCUAUUCCGUGGUAUUUCCCCCACAGCUGUGUAUUCCAUACGUUGCUUUACAGGAGUGUGUUGGCUUGGAUCAAAGCAUACAGGUCUUUCUCAUAUGGUAUCUUUUGUUACUCUGUAAUGGCAUUGUGGAUAUUUUUGAUGGGUUUUUUAAGCUUAUUGUGAUUAGUUUCAUGUUUUUAAAAUAAAGAUUACAGGUCUAAUUAA